This is a messenger RNA of Prorocentrum cordatum, 4284 nucleotides long. NCBI's taxonomy places the organism in Eukaryota, Dinophyceae, Prorocentrales, Prorocentraceae. The record is from the annotation of a GenBank genome assembly.
AUGCCCCCCGCGACAGCGCGGCUGCCUGGGAAUCGCGCGCCCGACCGCCCGAGGGAGCCGAAGGGCAGCGCGAAGGAUGGCGAGGGGCCGCCUCGCCAGCGCGUUUCGCAGCUCGACGGGGCCGCCAAGAAGCUGCCCGCUGGAGGCUCACAGGCGCCGCUGAACUGCAAGGCGGCGAGGGCUGCCUGCCCGAAGAAGGAUGGCGAGACGUCGAAGGAGUACAAGGCGCGGUUGCGGAUCUUCAUGGCGGAGUCGCGCGGUGCAGCUUCCGAGGAGGAGGGCGCGGCGCGGUUCCCGACCUGUAGCAGCGGGUCGCUGCUCGCGUCUGAUGACUUCCCCCGGCUGGAGGCGGAGGGGCCAAGGAGCCGCUUCGCGGCGUGGCGCGCCGAGGUCACGGUCCAGUUCGGCACGACCAUCACGAGCGUCGACAUGGCGGUGCACCUUGUGCAGCUCGUCGAGCGCCACCCUGGCAGCCUGGUGGACUUCUCGAGAGAAUUUGCAGAGCGCCAGGUGAGCGCGCCCGCCGCCGACGCGGCCCUCAGCGAGGCGACCGUGGACUACACGGGCGAGCCCGUGGCCAAAGCGUUGCCCCGCGUGCUCGCGGAGCUGGCGCCAGGCUUGCCGCGGCCCGAGCAUGCCGCGGCGCUGGGCGCCUUGGACUUCGUGGAGCCCGACGUUUCCGAGUGGCUGGCCUCGCCCGAGAAGGCUUUUCUUCCCGAGGCCGACUGGCCCGACCCCAUGCUUCGAGCCAGGGUCAACGUCGCGGGCGAAGCGGGUUGGCGCGAGCUCGCGGUGCACCUCGUGAAGCUCGGGAUUUCCGCGGUGCUGAGCGAGGGCCAGCUCGUCAGGGUCCAGGGUGGGCCGCUCAUGAACGGGCCCUUCGCCGUGGAGAAGAAGGGCAAGCCAGGGCCAGGCGCCGAGCGGGUCACCAGGCCAAUCAUGAACAUGGUCCCUGGCAACGCCCUGCUCAAGCCGCAUGUCGGUGAGGCGUCACUCCUCGCGGCGUCUACGAACUGGGUGUCCUUGCACAUCCCCGAGGGCAAGUUGCUGCUGUGGUCGGGUGACGACCAGAAGGGGGCCUUCUUCCGGCAGGUCUACAUCGCGUCCGCGGUGAUUGCCACGGGGUGGGUGCUGGCGGCCCCGGUCUUCCAGCACAUCCACCGCAGACUGCGCCGCUUGCCGCCGCCCAGGGGUGCAGGGUUUCCGCUCGAGCCGGAGUGGCGGAAGGACGGAGCACGGCCUAUCGUCGAGCUGGGCAGUGGCCGCGAGGCCGGCUGGUGGCAGGUGUACAUCGACGACUUCGACGCGCCCGAGAUCGCGGACGAGGUGCGGGCGCGGCAGCUUGUGGGCACCGAGGCGGACUGCCAGCGGCGCGUUCGGGAGAGCUACAGGCGCGCUGGCGUGGCCUACUCGGCGGGGAAGGCUCACCUGCGGGAGACGCGGGUUGAUCGCAUGGGGGCCGACGUGGAUGGCGUCAGCGGACGGCUGGCGGCGCCAGGCCCCAAGGCGCUGAGCACCGCUGCCCUUUGCCUCGCGACUCUGUCGCAGGAGCGGGCGCCCUGGCGGGUGACGGUCGUCGGCAAGCUGGUGCGGGCUUUUGAGUUUAGACGCCCGCUUUUCGGCCUCCUCAACUCCGCAUGGCCCCUGUCGACGGCGCGAUCGACGGUCCGAUGCAAUGCCGAGAUGGUCGAGGAGCUCCUCUUGGGCCUCACGUUGCUGCCUACAGCGGCCACUUCUCUCCGCGCCCGCAUCGAAGGGAUGGCCACGGUCUCAGACGCCUCCGAGUUCAGGGGCGGCGUCUGCGCGUCCACGAGCCUUCGCGGGGAGGCGGCAUCGGCGCUCGAAUCCGUGAGCCAGGUCGCUGAUCACCUCGGCGUGGGCGCUCGGCUGCUCAACGUGCUCAAUGUCCUAGUCGUGGGGCUCUCCGACGGCAUCAGCGGCCGCGCGGUGUCGCCCCCGAGGUUGCCCGUCAGGAUCGUCGCCUAUGUCACCGCCGAGACCGACGCGAAGGCCAGGCGAGUUGUCCGGCUGAGCUGGUCAGGCGCGAUCGAUUGGGGCGACGUGGCGCGGGUGGACGAGAACCUGGUGCAGGACCUCUUCGACGCGUUCUCGGGGGCGGUGGACGCGCGCAUCUCUGGCGCGGGCGGCCCGUGCCAGGAUCUCUCGCGCCUCAACGCGAGCGGUGGAGGCCUGCAUGGCCGCAAGAGCUCUCUGUUCUACGAGGUGCCCAGGAUCUUCCGGCUCUUGCAGCAGACGUUCGGGCGGCGCUUCUACUCGCUGCUGGGGAACGUGGCGAAUAUGACAGACGAGUAUGUCAAGGCCAUGUCCAGCUGCAUGGGACUCCAGGUGGCACCGCCGCUGCGCCGUGUCGACAAGGGCUGCUACAUCGAGGGCGUGGCAGACAACGGGCCGCUGCUGGACAUCGAGUGGGAGGACCAGGGGUUUCGCUGGCCCGGGCGCCCGCUCCCCUUCCCGACGCUGGUGUGCUGCAGGCCGCCCCCGAGCUUCCCGUCGGCGCCGCGCGGCCUGGCCUCGGCACCCAGUGAGGCGCGAGCGCGCUGGCAGGCCGAUUUCGCCCGCUAUCACGUUGCGCUGUACGAGGGGGAAAAUCUCGCCCAGGAUUGUUCUGGGAAGCUGCCAGGGAGACUGCCAAGCUGCGCGGUGAGAGAACGAUUGCUCGGGCUCGAUGAGGGUUACACCGCGGUAGCCACGAAGGGCUCGAACACGCAGGCCGCCUCAGACGCCAGGGCGUUCCUGUUCGGGAACAGCUUCAGCGACUAUGCGGUCGCAUGGGCUUUGAAGCACGUCCUCCUGGCGGAGUCCGCUUUGGCGCGCCCCCUGCCCGUGCCCGAGAUCGCGCGCGUCGGCCAGCGCCGCGAGACUUGGGACCAGCGCGGCUGCUUCGAGGACAGCGCGGGCGACCCGAACACCGAGGAGGCCAGGCGUCUCGUCCUCCACUGCCUGAGCUGCGCGGAGAAGAGGCUGACCUCGCUGGAGCCUGGGCCCCUUGCGCGGCGGCGGCGCGUCGUGCUGAGCACGGCGUGGCCGCGCGAGCACAUCGACGCGAGAGAGCUGCAGGCGGCGCUGGCAGCCAUGCGAUGGCGAGCGCGGAAACCAGCCCGACACUGCACUCGGUGGCUUCACCUCGUCGACAGUCAGGUCGCGGCGGCCAUCGUGACCAAGGGUCGCAGCAGCCGCCGCCGCUUGCAGCCAGCGCUGAGGCGCUGGAUGGCCAUGGCGAUCGCGGCGGACAUGUACCCGCUGAUCGGCUACGUGGUCUCGGAGGACAGCCCGGCGGACGAGCCGUCGCGCAAGCUGUGGCGUGGCUCACGGUUCAGGAAACGCGGCGACGCGCGGCCCGCUGCGAUCCCGCGCGGUCCGCGGCGCCAGCAGACCCUCGCCUCGCCACGAGUGAGGUUUGCGACUCGAGCGAGGUACACUCGCGCAGUGCAGGACCAGCUGAGGCACUGCGGGGUGAGCCCUCAGGAGGUGCGUAUCCUGGGCGACGAGGCGGAGGAUGCUGACAGCCUGGUCGCCAGCUAUGUGGAGGCUACCUGGCAGAGCGGAGCGGGCAUCGCGCUGGCGAACAACACCGUCGCGGGCGUGUGCUUCCUGCUGCCCGAGCUGCGGUGCAGGCUGGACCAGUCGCGGGCGCUGCUGAAGGCCUGGCGUCGAGCGGAGCCUGCAGAGCGGGCGCUGCCGCUCACGCCCGACGUCGUCGCGGGCCUGGCAGGCCUGGCGGCGGAGGCUGGAGCGUUCGACGUGAGUUGCUUGCUGCUUAUCAGCUUCGAAGGCCUGCUGCGGGGUGGCGAGGCUUUUGCGUUGACGACGGGCGACGUUCUCGACCGAGGUGACUCAGUCGUGCUGCGGAUCAGGACGUCUAAGACGACAGCGGGCAAGGGCGCUGCAGAUGCCGUCGUCAUCCGGUCAGCAGUUGCCAGGGCAAUGCUCAGGCUGGUCGCGCAGCAGCGGCCCGCAGGCGAAGCCCUGUCGUGGAGGUCGCCCGCCCAGCCCAGAGGUGCGCUCGGGGCCCUCACGCGCGGCCUGGGCCUUCCUGGGCGCUUCUCAUGGCACUCUGCCCGACGAGGAGGCGCCUCAGAUGUUUCCUUGCGGUCGGCCUCCAUGGAGGCCGCGCUCGUCAAGGGCAGGUGGGCCAGCAGCAUGACGGCCCGCAUCUACGCCGAGGGUGCGGUGGCAGACCUCGCACGCUUGCGGCCCGCGGGCCAGGCCGCCGCCGCUCUUUUACACAGACUGCGUUUGUUGCGAGCGUUCUCAGAAUUUUGA